Molecule: messenger RNA, 882 nt
Organism: Pistacia vera
Lineage: Eukaryota; Viridiplantae; Streptophyta; Magnoliopsida; Sapindales; Anacardiaceae
Product: kinesin-like protein KIN-14S
Exons: 5
Coding region: 1-882 (293 amino acids)
Biological process (GO): microtubule-based movement
Molecular function (GO): microtubule motor activity; ATP binding; microtubule binding
Source: RefSeq, a predicted model, not a curated record
AUGCAUGAUGUACACGGGGUCCCCCUAGUCCCCCGAAGAGUGAGUGAGGGUCUCAAAGGGAAGCGCCCCGGGCUCGGUUUUGUUGUUGCUUUAGAGCUAGUUGAAGAGAGUAGCAAUUUCAUGGAUGAGGAUGGUUUAUCGAACACAAACCGAGAUAUUUGUCCAGCUCAAGGGCCAACCCUUCCAAUAUUGCAGAAGAUUAUAUGUUUGAGCAAUAAGAUUCAAGAUUUGAAGAGAGAUUGCUCAAGUCUUUCAGAUCAAGUGAAGAACAUGAAUACUGAUUGUUUUCCUGGCCCUGGUGUUUUAGACAAUCUUCAAAAUCUCAGUAAAGAAUAUGAGCUUUUAAAAAAGAAAUACAUAGAUGAGUCCUCCAAACGAAAGUGGCUUUACAAUGAAGUGAUUGAGCUGAAAGGCAAUAUUAGGGUCUUCUGCCGAUGUAGACCUUUAAAUCAAGCUGAAAUUACUAAUGGGUCCAAUUCUGUUGUUGAAUUUGACUCUUCUCAAGAAAAUGAGCUACAAAUUGUUUCUUCUGAUUCUUCUAAAAAGCAAUUCAAGUUUGAUAUUGUGUUUAAGCCCGAGGACAAUCAAGAGGUUGGUUUUGCACAAACUAAACCUAUUGUGACUUCAGUACUGGAUGGCUAUAAUGUCUGCAUAUUUGCAUAUGGACAAACUAGAACUGGGAAGACAUUUACAAUGGAAGGUACACCUGAAAAUAGAGGAGUGAACUACAGAACUUUAAAGGAGUUGUUUCAUAUUUCCAAAGACAGAACUAGUGUCAUGAGAUAUGAGCUAUUUGUUAGCAUGUUGGAGGUUUACAAUGAGAAGAUAAGGGACCUUUUAGUUGAAAACUCUAACCAACCUUCUAAGAAUGUUUUUUCUUGA